Strongylocentrotus purpuratus (purple sea urchin) is the source of this 2082-nucleotide messenger RNA. Its product is annotated as HEAT repeat-containing protein 1-like. Bases 94 to 2082 code for a protein of 662 amino acids. Gene Ontology annotation, biological process: maturation of SSU-rRNA from tricistronic rRNA transcript (SSU-rRNA, 5.8S rRNA, LSU-rRNA); positive regulation of transcription by RNA polymerase I. The record is from RefSeq and is a predicted model, not a curated record. Gene Ontology annotation, cellular component: t-UTP complex; small-subunit processome; 90S preribosome. The transcript is spliced from 15 exons. Gene Ontology annotation, molecular function: snoRNA binding. NCBI's taxonomy places the organism in Eukaryota, Metazoa, Echinodermata, Echinoidea, Camarodonta, Strongylocentrotidae.
AUUGUUAGACGGCUGAGUUUAGCGGAACAUGUGCUUGUGCUGUGUACGGUCAUCUUCGAUCUUUAUUCACCGAUAAAGAGUUAGCAAGCAGUCAUGACAUCUUUAGCCCAGCAGCUUCAGAGGUUGGCUGUACCUGAGGCAAGGGCUGCUGUCACUGCUCAGAGGAAAGACAGAAAGUCCUUACUUUUUGACCCUGCCGAGGCCGGAGGACUAGACAAAGAUACAUUCUAUGCCAUCGGUGUCAAUGGUUUGCAAGAGUUGCAGGGCAUCGAUCCGCGAUUCCACGACCUUGAGAGUCUUCUAUUCGAUGAGGCAUCCAAGUCACUGGAACGUUCCAUUGAGAGUAGGGAGAUCAACGAUAAACUAGACAAGAAGAUCAGGCAAUUCUUGUUGACCGUCUCCCCCUACUUCCUCCUGAAACCAGCGCAGAAGGCUAUUGAAUGGCUAGUUUACAGGUUUCAUAUCCAGGAGUACAAUACCGAUGACCUGAUGAUGUGUGUGCUUCCAUACCAUGAGACCAAAAUCUUUGUCAGAGCUGUUCAGCUUCUCAACCUCAAGAAUAAGAAAAGCAAGUGGAAUUGGUUGGAGCGUAUUCAGAAACCAGGUGUGAGCUUGUCAAGGCUUUCCCUUGUCACCCACUGCAUCUCUGACCGAGGAUUUCUCCAUUUCAUCUGUGAACUCCCUCUGCUUGCAAUCAAGGCUCACAAGAAGACUGUCCUUCCUGGGGGUUCCCCUAACCCACCCUCCAACGCCCCUCUCCGUGUCAUGUUCACCUUCUAUGCCGCCACCGUGGUCUCGGCCAUCUCGUCGCCGGGGGCGAUCAAGGAAGUCUUCUUGGCCUCCAUCCUCCCGUUCCUCCUCCGAGGUCUAAAGCUGGACUACCUGGAUUAUAAUGGCGCUACCUACAUGAUCGUCUGCCAGCUCGGUGUGUCUGCAACACUCAAGAACACGCUCUUGGAGCCCCUCAUGGAAGCCAUGUGCCAGCAUGUGAAUGCUGAGAUGAUCCAGCAGAUGUUAGGGUGCUUAGCAGUGUUGUGUAGGACUCAGAACAUCAAACAGCUUCCUGGAAAAGUGAUGUUCCAGAUCUGUGCCUUGCCGAAGGUCUUGAUCUCCCUCGCCCAGCUGUCUAAGUCACACAACAUCACCCCUCUGCUCGCUGCCCUGCUCCCUCACCUGACUACCACAGCUAUCAAUGCAGAAGUCAGUGAGGAAAUUGAAUUUCCAGAGGGGUGCAAGGAGCUGGAUUUGAUAGCCUCCCUGACUGGAAUCCUGAGAGAGAUCCAUGUGGAGAGCCACAUUGUGGUUGACACUGCAAGGUGUCUUCUCCAUGGGUAUGUGUCUGCAUGUACCGAUGGCCUCGAUGACGACCGCAGGAGAGACCUCAGAGAGAAGAUCGCUCCUGUAGUGCAGAGCUUGGAAAGGAGGUUUCCCGAAGCAAUGGAUUUUAUUCUUGAGUCUUACCUAGCGGAGGUGGAGGAUCAGGAUAAGCAGCAGUAUGUCCAGGAUUUUGUCUCUAUGUACUCAGGAGGCAUGAAACAUCAGCUUCUCCCUGAAGCUAACACAAGCCUGGUAUUGAGUCUUAACCACGCCAAUCCAGAUGUGAGAAGAAUGGCUGUCAAUCACAUCCACAAUCUCAUUCAACAGGGAGGAGAGUUAGAGCCAUUUUUCCAGGAGAGUCUGCUUCAGAGACUACAAGAUGAUUCCCUCUCUGUAGUAGGUGCAGUCCUGCAGAUUGAUGAGUGCCUUUGUGAGUUGCUCCCUGCGGAUCCAGUGUUUGCAGCUCUCCAGAAACUCCUCAACAAAAGGAAGAAGAGGCAUGGUGAUGAUUGGGGCAACAUGGUCAAAGGAGCAAUCAAGAUCAUCACCAGCCAAGCCUUCGUCUCCAAGGCCCCUCACCUGGUAGAUGAUGCGGUUGCCAUGACGAUACCACACAUCUUCCUAACCACCCAAGCAAACUCUAGCUUGGAGUUGGAGCUUCGAGCUGCAAUUGCUAGAUCCCACCUGGUCACUAGUCAUCCACUGAUGAAAGGCUUAAAAUCUGGUGAGUUACAAUUAUACACAUUGUUAUUUCUUACUCCUUGA